AUGAAAACUGGCCUUGACGGGAUUUGGCACGAUGAGAUGUUGGAUAUAGAAGAGUUGAUAAAGCAAGAACCUGCAUUUAAACCAUCUAGAUUGAAUUCACUAUAUUCCAACUUUUCCAGGAAUAAGCAACUCAAUCCAGAAGGUUACCAAGCAAAUAUUCAAGCUUGGAAAUCAUUAUUUAUUCGAAUUAUUACCACGGAUGCAUUUGGUGAGGGUAGCGUAGUCUCCGUUUCGUGUCAAAAUCUUAAGGAGAAGUUAGCGUUGCCUAUAUAUGGAGUGCCUCUAAAUCUUGGUGGCAUUUUACAAACUUUUGUAGAUGACCAUUUCCUAAUUCCAGAAUCACUAUUUCUUAGUGCUAAAGAAAGCUAUUUCAGUACCGUAAGCGGUCAUUUUGGAAUUGGUAAAUUGUUUUCUGUGGCAAAUUGGCUACAGUGGAGAUCGUUGCAUGGGUUCCGCGUGACAAGGAGUGAUAAAUUGGUGGUGAAUGAGCGAUAUAUCUAUUGGGAUGAGAUGACCAAACUUGGUAAUCAAAUUGAGACGAUUAUUGAAGAUAAAAUUGUGGCAAAAGAGACUCACUUUGGUAACUUGUUUACGUCCAAAAUGUUGAUUGAAGCAUUAAAGGAAGAGGAGCACCAUAAACUGAUUUCAAGUGUGGAUUUCAAGUUAUUGUUAACUUAUUGGUCGCGAGAUUUGAAAUGUUGCUAUACAAAAGACGUCAAUGGAAUAACCUACGUUAAAUGGUCAACUGAGAGUGAUAUAUCCGACCAAGACAUGAGCAUAAUUAAUGUCAAAUCUACACUAAUCAAUCUCGAACAUAAAGUAGGCGAAUUGGAAAAAAGGGUUAAAAAGAUAGAUUACAAAACUGUUCUCAGCCAGCCUAAGGAGCUUCGCCAACUGAAAUUAAAACAACUAAUGCUAUCAAAGAACCAAUUAGUUAAGAUGUUAAACAAUUUAAAUAGUCAAACAAUGGAAUUACUGACAAUAUUACAGAAACUCGACGAAGCAAGAUUUAAUAUUGAUUAUGUCUCGACAUUGAAAGAAAGCAUGGCUACUUUAAGUAAAUUAAAUGCAAAGAUUAACGUGAAAGAUAUUGAUGAAAUUAGAUUAGAAGUAAACGAAGAGAUUGCAAAGGUGGACGACCACUAUAAUGCUUUAGUUGCUGAAGAUAAGGAAAUCGAGGAUGAGAUUGCCGAGGAAGUGGAUAAGGAAUUAGCCCAAUUGCAGAAGGAGAAUGAAGAAAAGUUGAAUACUUUGGAUUCUGGAAAAGAAGCUGCUUUGAACCCUGAUAAUAGUGGGUCUGAGGAAUUAAUGAGAAAACUUGCAAAUUUGAAAAUAGACGACAAAAAAACUCCUCCCCUUCCUUCUCAAGCAUCCAAAGCUGACUCGAAAAUACAGCAGCCUUUGACAAAUUGA
Molecule: messenger RNA, 1413 nt
Organism: Lodderomyces oxycetoniae
Lineage: Eukaryota; Fungi; Ascomycota; Pichiomycetes; Serinales; Debaryomycetaceae
Exons: 2
Coding region: 1-1413 (470 amino acids)
Biological process (GO): vacuolar transport
Source: RefSeq, a predicted model, not a curated record